This is a messenger RNA of Trichomycterus rosablanca, 3037 nucleotides long. RefSeq names its product immunoglobulin-like and fibronectin type III domain-containing protein 1. The transcript is spliced from 16 exons. Lineage: Eukaryota; Metazoa; Chordata; Actinopteri; Siluriformes; Trichomycteridae. The record is from RefSeq and is a predicted model, not a curated record. Bases 16 to 2862 code for a protein of 948 amino acids. Gene Ontology annotation, molecular function: protein binding.
GAAGACUUCAGAAAGAUGCUGAAGAAAACUGUCAUUGUGAAGAAGAGAAAAGAAGAACCCAAGAAAGAAGGAGAAAUUGACCCAAAGUUUUGGGAGAUGUUAAUAAGUGCUCAAAAGAAAGACUAUGAGCGCAUUUGUCGGGAGUAUGGUAUCACUGAUUUUCGCUGGAUGCUAAAACGACUUAACCAGAUGAAAAAGGAGAGAGAAGAUGAACAGGCUAAGGUUGUUGAAGACGUUGAAAAUUUGAAACAUAUUGAGUUGAAUCCACACGGAAAUGCUGAAUUUGAACUUGACAUGAAGCUUAAAGAUCCAAACAACAAAAUCUAUCUCUAUAAGGAUGGGAAAAUGAUUGAUUAUGGUGAUGGCACAGAUGAUUCCUGUAAACACAUUAUAAAGAAAGAUCGUAAUAAAUACAAAUUUAGUAUCACCAAUGUUGGUCCAGAGGAUGCUGGUUUAUAUCAAGUGGAUGUUGAGGACACAAACGUGUUUUCAUCAGGAUUGGAGAUUCCUGAUGUUGAAUUUGGUGCCGUUUUAAAGGAUGCUAAUGUGGUUGAAGGUCAGGACGCUGCAUUUGAGUGUGUCCUAUCUGCUCCUGUGAAAAAACUCAGCUGGUAUUAUGGUGAUACCUCUAUUGAGAAUGACGAUAAAUACAACAUAAAAGUGUCAGAAGACAUGCUUACUCACAGUCUAGUGGUAAGGAACUGCAAACCAAAGGACAAGGGUAUCUACACAGUUAUUGCUGGGACCAAGAUGAGCAAAGCAGCCCUAUCUGUGAAUGAACCUCAAGCCUACUUUCUCAGUGGAUUAUCAGAUACCAGUGCUAAUGUUGGGAAGACUGCAGAGUUGUCCUGCACACUCAGCAGUGAGGACAUUGUUGGAAUUUGGUACAAAGAUGGUAAAAAGUUGGAAUCUAAUGAUGGGAUUACUAUUAUCAAAGAUGGAGCCACUCACAAACUAAUUAUCAAGAAUUGUCAGGAGGAAAAUGCUGGGACGUAUAGAUUUGAAGCAAAUGGACGUAAAUCAGAGGCUGCAUUAAGUAUCGAAGAUCCACCAAAUAUUAGUGCUGAUGCCUUGGGCAAGUUCUCAGAACCUGUGAUUGUAAAAGCUGGUGAAAAUGCAGUUUUCAAGCUUCCAUUCUCAGGAAAGGAACCAUUGAAAGUGCAGUGGUUUAAAGAUGACGAUGAGCUUUUGAAUGGCCCAAAUGUCAAAACAGAAAGUUCUUUCACUCAGAGCAGACUACUUUUAACCAAAUGUCAGCGUAAAGACACUGGAGAAGUCAAAAUCAAAAUAAAGAAUGAAUUUGCCACCAUCGAGGCUACAUCAAAACUUAUUGUGCUUGCAUUUCCUGGUCAGCCUGCAUGUCCAAAAGUGAUCAGUGCUUUUAAGGACUGCAUUAACUUGUCAUGGAUCGCGCCACCAAACACUGGAGGGGGCAGUAUUAUAGGCUAUAACCUGGAGAAACGCAAAAAGGGAAGCAACCUCUGGAGUCAAGUGAACCCUAAAGAUGAACCAAUUCGAGAGAAGAAGUAUGCAGUGAAGGAUGUGAUGGAGGGGGGCGAGUAUGAAUUCAGAGUGAUUGCAAUCAAUGCAUGUGGUCCUGGAGAACCAAGUGCUCCUUCUGACUCUGUAUUUGCAAGAGACCCCCAAAAGCCUCCUGGACUUGUCAAAGAUCUCAAGCCAACCGGCUCCAGCUACACCAGUCUGUGCCUCGCCUGGACUAAACCAAAUGUUAUAAAAGGAAUUGAAGAUGAAGCAAAAGGGUACUUUGUGGAAAUCCGGCCUGUAGACCAACUGGACUGGAGCCGCUGUAAUACAAACGCUACUAUCAAGACUUCCUUUACUGUAGCAGGUCUGAAGUCUUUGGCUAAGUACUGGGUAAGAGUAAUUGCAACCAAUGAAGGAGGAGAGGGACUUCCUCAAGCAUUUGACAAAUAUGUUAUUGCCAUGCCUCCACCUGUGAAACCAAAAUUCACUGACAGGAAGAUGAAAAAUUUUAUGGUUGUGAAAGCUGGAGAUACCGUCCGUGUUAGUAUACGCUUUGAGGCUUCCCCUUGGCCAGACAUCACUUGGUUAAAGGAUGGUGUGCCUGUGUCCAAACAUGUGACAGUUACUAAUUCAGAUAAAGGCUCCCAGCUACUGAUUCCAACAUCUGAACGAUCUGACAGUGGCCUAUACACCAUCAUUGUUAAGAAUUUAGUGGGCCAGGACACCUUCAGUGUAGAAAUUAGAGUCACUGAUAAUCCAAAGCCCCCAGGACCGGUGGAGCUUGAGCAAAAUGUAAGAGAUACAGUAACUCUCAGCUGGAUUCCAUCUCCUGAUGAGAAACUAGAUGACCGUCUUCACUAUAUGGUGAUGAAACGGGACUCUGUGAAGCAAACCUGGAGGACAGUAGCAGACAACCUCUUUAAUUAUAAAUUUACCAUUAACAUCAUACAAGGCCGAGAGUAUAACUUCCGUGUAUUUGCUAAGAACGAUAUGGGGCUGUCGGAACCAUCAGUGUCUCCAACAUGGGGAACUGUUAAAAAGAAAGGGAUGAUUGAGGUAAACAGGUCAGAAUCUAAGAACUUGGACUUCCAGUCAGCCCCCAGAUUUACUGUGCCUCUAAAGCUGCACACAGCUCCAAAAGGCUAUGAGUGCUACAUGAGCUGUGCUGUGAGAGGCAAUCCGGCCCCUCACAUUACCUGGUACCACAACAAUGUCAGUCUCAACACAGACACCAACUACUACAUCUCCAACACCUGUGGUGUCUGCUCAUUGUUAAUUCUGAUGGUUGGACCCAAAAACACAGGAGAGUACAAAGUUGUAGCAGAGAACCCUCUGGGCCAGGCUGAAUCAUCCACGAAUUUCACAGUAAGAGAAUAAAAGAGUUCAAACCAGAAGAUUCCUGCAAACAAGACAAAGAACGCUUUAACUGGAUUAAAGCAAGCAUAUUUUUCUGUUCUACAUCAACUGAGACAGAACAGCUUACAUUUUAUGUGUUGUGAAAAUGAUGGUGAAAAUCAGUCAUUCUUGGAGUAAGCCAAACAAUGAUAAAACA